AAGGCAUGGCUUCUAAACCAGGAAUCCUCACUGAUUGGCCAUGGAAGCCUCUUGGAAGCUUUAAGUACAAGGUGUUGUGUCCUUGGAUUGCAGGGAGCAUGUACUCCAUUAUGGUUAAAGAGUGGGACGUUGUCAAUAUGAUACUCCCUCUCAUGCUAGGGAGAGCGUUGCAGAACCAGCUAUGGAUUACCCUUUCUCGUUAUCGAACUGCCAUAGGCACCAACAGGAUUCUCGACAAGUCUAUCGAAUUCGACCAAGUUGACAGGGAAAGUAACUGGUAUUAUAUACCACUUACCUAUUAA
Molecule: messenger RNA, 302 nt
Organism: Hibiscus syriacus
Lineage: Eukaryota; Viridiplantae; Streptophyta; Magnoliopsida; Malvales; Malvaceae
Product: very-long-chain aldehyde decarbonylase CER1-like
Exons: 2
Coding region: 6-302 (98 amino acids)
Source: RefSeq, a predicted model, not a curated record